Molecule: messenger RNA, 660 nt
Organism: Diatraea saccharalis (sugarcane borer)
Lineage: Eukaryota; Metazoa; Arthropoda; Insecta; Lepidoptera; Crambidae
Source: the annotation of a GenBank genome assembly
AUGAAGGAGAUUACUGAGAAAACAAGGAAUAUUUUAAAUUUUUAUAUUUAUUCUUCACACUUCACUUAAAAAAAAAAUCCCUUUAUUUAAAACUACGCAACGGAUUCUGAUUUUUUUUCGGUCUUUUUUCAUGGAUAGGAUGAUUCAAAAGGAAGGUUUUUAUGUAUAACACAGGACUAAAUGGGCAAAGCCGCUGGCGCAAAGCUAGUCUAUUAUAUAAUAGCCUCGAACAAGCUCUAUCAUAGCAUAGACGUUCAAUGAAAUAAUACCUACUUUAAAAGGUUUUAUUUCAUAGAAAGUCCGCGCUGUGACGGCGUAAUUACCUUAUUAAAAAUUGUGUUUGACACGUAUUAUACCAUCUUCUGAUCCAAUUUAUUUCCGCUGACGAAUGUUACUGGUGACAUUGAUGAUGGUAGUAUGCGCAAACGCGCGCCUCAUCUCAUACCUGCGACCGUCGGAGCCGCAGCACGCGGUCCACCCUCAACAACGCAUCGGGUACAUAUCGGAGGACGAGCAUGUCGACUAUUAUGUCAAUAUACAGUAGUGGAGCCUGAUGGUUCCAUCCGCACAGUGGACUACACUGCUGACAAACACAACGGAUUCAACGCGGUAGUGCACAAAACCGCGCCGAUCUCCCCGCACGAAGCCGCGCAUCUUUAG